Molecule: messenger RNA, 1261 nt
Organism: Cygnus olor (mute swan)
Lineage: Eukaryota; Metazoa; Chordata; Aves; Anseriformes; Anatidae
Product: olfactory receptor 14A16-like
Exons: 1
Coding region: 278-1261 (327 amino acids)
Biological process (GO): G protein-coupled receptor signaling pathway
Cellular component (GO): membrane
Molecular function (GO): olfactory receptor activity; G protein-coupled receptor activity
Source: RefSeq, a predicted model, not a curated record
GGCUUUUUUUGGUUCUGUGCUUUCCGAUUGCUGCAUUGCAGGGGAGGCAAGUUUGAUGGUAAUGUGUUCUCAGAAUUGUACAGGAGACUGAGAAUCCCAGAGCAUUGCACUGAGAAAUCGAUAUGGAAGAAAUGAGAUUCAUACAGGUUCUCCUGAAAAGAGAGAGGAUUGUCUGGGGGGUGUUCUAAGACAUGGAAUAGGUUUUCCUCAUUGAAGCCUCUUGUAACUUUGUUAUGCAUUCUCCUCUUCAACAGACAGCUGUGUUUAAUGUCAGCAAAUGGCCAACAUCAGCUCUGUGAGUGAGUUCCUCCUGCUGGCAUUCGCAGACACGCAGGAGCUGCAGCUCCUGCACUUCGCGCUCUUCCUGGGCAUCUACCUGGCUGCCCUCCUGGGCAAUGGCCUCAUCCUCACCGCUGUAGCCUGCGACCACCGCCUCCACACCCCCAUGUACUUCUUCCUCCUCAACCUCGCCCUCCUUGACCUCAGAUCCAUCUCCACCACUCUCCCCAAAGCCAUGGCCAAUUCCCUCUGGGACACCAGGGCCAUCUCCUAUCAAGGAUGUGCUGCACAGGUCUUUUUCUUUCUCUUCUUCAUAUCAGCAGGGUAUUAUACUCUUACUGUCAUGGCCUACGACCGCUACGUUGCCAUCUGCAAGCCCCUGCACUACGGGAGCUUCCUCGGCAGCAGAGCUUGUGCCCAGAUGGCAGCAGCUGCCUGGGGCAGUGGCUUUCUCAAUGCUGUCCUGCACACGGCCAGUACAUUUUCCCUGCCCCUCUGCCAAGGCAAUGAUCUCGAUCAGUUCUUCUGUGAACUUCCUCAGAUCCUCAAGCUCUCCUGCUCAACAUCCUUCCUCAGGGAGUUUGGGCUUAUUGUAGUUAGUCUCUGUUUAGCAUUUGGUUGUUUUGUUUUCAUUGUGGUGUCCUAUGUGCAGAUCUUCAGGGCAGUGCUGAGGAUCCCCUCUGAGCAGGGACGACACAAAGCCUUUUCCACGUGCCUCCCUCACCUGGCCGUGGUCUCCCUGAUGGUCAGCACUGCCACAGUUGCCUACCUGAAGCCCCCCUCCAUCUCCUCCCCAUCCCUGGACCUGGUUGUGUCAGUUCUGUACUCAGUGGUGCCUCCAGCAGUGAACCCUCUCAUCUAUAGCAUGAGGAACCAGGAGCUCAAGGAUGCCCUGCAGAAACUCUUUGGAUACGUGCUUCUUCAUCUUAAUAAUGGACCCAAAGUCCUAACAGGACUCAAAGUUUUUCUUACAAUGUGUUAG